Solea solea (common sole) is the source of this 1085-nucleotide messenger RNA. It is a transcript of the gene clic1, whose product is annotated as chloride intracellular channel 1. The record is from RefSeq and is a predicted model, not a curated record. The coding region runs from base 158 to 886 and encodes 242 amino acids. The transcript has 7 exons. NCBI's taxonomy places the organism in Eukaryota, Metazoa, Chordata, Actinopteri, Pleuronectiformes, Soleidae.
UCAGCAGCAGCAGGAAAUGGACGCUGUGUGCCUGUGUGUGUGUGUGUGUGUGGUAAGUAAGCAGCAGCAGCAGCAGUAACAGCACAGUUCUGGGAGGAGGAGAAACCAACGACCAGCAGCAGCAACAGGCGACGACUGUAAGCACGUUGAGGUGAAGAUGAGCGACGCAGUUCAGGCCAAAGUGGAACUUUUUGUCAAGGCGGGGAACGAUGGUCAAAGCAUCGGAAACUGUCCUUUCUCCCAGCGUCUCUUCAUGGUGCUGUGGCUGAAAGGAGUCACCUUUGACGUCACGACCGUGGAUAUGAAGAGGAAGCCGGACAUCUUGAAGGACCUGGCUCCUGGUGCUCAGCCUCCCUUCCUUUUGUACGGCAGCGAGGUGAAAACCGACACCAACAAGAUCGAGGAGUUCCUGGAGGAAAGACUGUGCCCUCCCAAAUAUCCACGUCUGGCUGCUCGUAACCCAGAGUCCAACACAGCAGGCAUGGACGUCUUCUCCAAAUUCUCUGCUUACAUCAAGAACUCAAACCCGCAGGCAAACGAGAAUUUAGAGAAAGGCCUGCUGAAGGCUUUGAAGAAGCUGGACGACUACCUCGGCUCCCCGCUUCCUGACGAGAUUGACGAGAAUAGUGCUGAUGAGGUCACCGUCUCUUCCCGCCCCUUCCUGGACGGCCAACAGCUCACUCUGGCUGACUGCAACCUGCUGCCAAAGCUCCACAUCGUGAAGGUGGUGUGUUUGAAGUACCGACAAUUCAACAUCCCCGAGUAUCUAACCAACCUCUGGAGGUACCUGAACGCAGCGUACGCACGGGAGGAGUUCGCCUCCACCUGCCCCGGUGACCAGGAGAUCCACAUCGCCUACUCCUGCGUGGCCAAAGCUCUCAAGUAGGAGGACAGCAGGAUGCACGACUCGCACAUGCACCAGCAGAACAACAUAGCCCCAAAAUAGCCCCAAAACAAACAACACAUGCACACAUCAAUGAUUCAGUCUGAAAGCAAUAUGAUCGAUCUGUUAAUUUGUCUCUAUAAUGUACUCGAAAACUGCAGGAACGUUGAUAUUUUUAAUUGUUUUAUCUGCCUGCAUUAUG